Messenger RNA from Funneliformis geosporum, 787 nucleotides. NCBI's taxonomy places the organism in Eukaryota, Fungi, Glomeromycota, Glomeromycetes, Glomerales, Glomeraceae. The record is from the annotation of a GenBank genome assembly.
AACCAUUCAAGAUCCUCUUGAGAAAUUUAUUCAGGAAUCGAUAUAUGAUCUUUUACAUCUACCGCUCCAUCUUCUUUCAGAUGAUAAAGUAGAGAAAAUUACCUCAUAUAUGAAAGAAGAUCAAGAACUGGCAGGCUGUAUCAAUCACAACAAAACCUUUCAACGCUUUAUUAGUGAUAUUAGUGAACAACUUGUUAAUUACCACCUUAUGAAAAAAUAUCUAUUUGAUGACUUUGCAACCAUUAUGAAACUAGUGGUUGCAUAUGCCAUCCUUAACAUUCCUGUUGAUGAGACUGAUAAAUUUGAAAUUGGCAUUAUAAAUUUGGAAGUAACACGGUAUAAUCCUAAGAUGCCUUAUGUCUGUAUGCCAUAUAUUUGGAUGUGGAUAACAACCUCAAUCAAGGAAUUCAAAGCAGGUCAAUUUUGGGAUGUUAUGAUUGAUCAAAAAUCUCAUAUCUUAGGUGUGUAUUAUAUUUAUCAAGGAAUCCCUCUUUUAGAUCAUAAAUUUCAGCUCCCUACAGUAGAAAAAUAUUACUUAGAACUUGCACAUCGAUAUCCUGACAUAAUGCAAAAUAAGCACUUAUUGCUUGGCACAGUUAAAUCUUCAAAUACCACAGCUGGACAGCCUCAAACCUUAUCUAAGGCGAUAGUUAAAAGAGAGUACAAGAAAGUUAAAAAUGAAUUUGAAUUUAUGGAAAAAUCAUUUAAAAGUGAAAGGCCCAUUAAGCAUUGGAUUUUUUUAUCUGCAUCAAUGGACCUAAGACAAGAAAUUGUUUGGAAUCUUUAG